AUGACCGUUGGCAUGGGCAGGGGCGGGCCAGGCGAUCAUGGGCACGCCAGCGCCCUGAAAGUACGAGGCAGACUGAGCGGCACGGAGGUGCAGGAGGAUCGCGAGCCCGACCAGACCAGCAGGGUGGAGGCAACACAGCACCAAGCAAGCCCCAGCACGGGGCACGAGACCCCCAUGUUCGAUGGGAGUUCGAGCACCUCAGCGGUAGCAGCGAACAUGGUUGACCUCGUCAGCGACGGCACCGACGACGGAAUCGGCCAGAGCAUCCAGCAGUGGCAGCUAGGCGACACCGGCCUUCAGGAAGAGCUCGUCCAGGGCGCGGUGCUUGGUCGGAGGACCAGCCAGAACCUGCACCAGGUCCAUGGCGACGAUGCCCGCGGCGAGGCCCAGCCAGUGAGGGGGCGACCGAAUGGUAAGCGACCUGCUGGCGCGGCGCCCAUGCCCGCGCUGCGUGCGCUGGCGCACAGGAUUGCAACUGGGCGUAGCCAGAACGAGAUCAACAGGACGACGAAGGAGAGCAGCAGCAUUGAUGGGGCGGCCAGGGCCCCACGCUGGCAAGAGCUGCCCCACGAGGGCGACGGCGCGGAGCGCGAGAAGGUGCAAUAUCCGGCUGGGCAAAGGAUGCGCCAGCUCAUGCGAGAGGUGGCGUCUUGGAGGCAAACCGACCCCGUGGCGCCGCUCGUCGCUAAGGAGCUUCCGCCUGAAGACGGCGGCGCGGAGCGAAAAGAGGUACACCAGUCCGCUAAGCAGAGGAUGCGCCAGCGGAUGCACAAGGCGGCGGCGCGCAGGCAGGCGCAGCGUGCAAUCUACAAGAUGUGCUCGGACGCCGCUGCCGCGGGUUUGAGGGUAGAGAGCUCGUCUUGCUGGAUCGAGGAUUUCAAGAGCUUCCUGGAGGAGCGCGGCGAGGUUUUCCCCACCUGCCGCUUCUGCAGUUUCGACCAAGCCGUGCAGGAGUUCCUCGAGGAGCACCCCGCGCGCCGUGCUGACAUCUGGCUGGACUCGUCCGACAAGGUAGUGGCCACGGUGAUAUCCUUCGCAGUGGAUCACGGGUCAGGCACAAGCGAGGUCCUCCAGGGCGAGAAGAGGUGGCGCAGCUACGUCACGCGCCAGAACGCGGCUGCAGAGUCCACCGCGAACGGAGCCUGGGCCACGUCGGUGGCGUGGGUUGACGCGGAGGCACAUGACGAAGCGCUCGCCAGCUCCUGGAGGGUGGUUCUCGUCACCCUGCUUCUGCUUUCGGUGGUGGGUCUGGUCUACACGAUGGACUUCAGGAUGACCGGCGCCGUCCUCGGGCUCACGUUCUGCUGCGUGGUCGUUCUCCACUUCCUGAUGUACUGCAUUUUCCAGUGGGACUUCGGCCCCUGGGAGCUGGUGAUCACUGUGGUCUUCCUGUGCUACGCGAUGGAGCCCGCGUUCCAGAUUGGGCACCUGCUCGUGGACCGCUCCCCCGCAGAGCCCGAGGGCGCGGCCCAGGACCCCGAACGGGAGGCGUCUGCAGGUGGCCGGGCGCCCCCGCCCGGACAGGACCCCCCCAGGAGGGCCCGCGCGCUGCGGGAAGCGGCAGCGCCAGGGACUCGGCGGAAGGGCUGCCGGAGCUUGGCGGCUCGCUCGACGUGCGGGCCGGGGGCGAAGGCGGCGGCGCUGGCGCCCUGGCUGGGCAGGAUGACGUGGUGUCGCGCGUCACCUGGGCGGUGCACCAGGUGGUGGGGGACACGGCGAUGGUGUCCCUGCAGCUGUGGAUUUGCGGCUCCCGCAGGG
Messenger RNA from Prorocentrum cordatum, 1758 nucleotides. Lineage: Eukaryota; Dinophyceae; Prorocentrales; Prorocentraceae. The record is from the annotation of a GenBank genome assembly.